Messenger RNA from Meleagris gallopavo (turkey), 1453 nucleotides. Lineage: Eukaryota; Metazoa; Chordata; Aves; Galliformes; Phasianidae. The record is from RefSeq and is a predicted model, not a curated record.
CACUUCCCUGAUUUUAUGGGGUUCUCUCUUCCAAUUCAGGCAGGAUUUCCACCUGGAGUUGUGAAUAUUGUGCCCGGCUUUGGACCCACUGCUGGAGCAGCAAUUUCUCACCACAUGGACAUAGACAAAGUGUCCUUCACAGGCUCUACUGAGGUUGGCAAAUUGAUCAAGGAAGCAGCAGGGAAGACCAAUCUGAAGAGAGUUACACUGGAACUUGGAGGAAAAAGUCCUAACAUUAUAUUUGCAGAUGCAGACUUGGAUGAAGCUGUGGAAUUUGCACACGUUGGUCUGUUCUACCACCAAGGACAGUGUUGUAUAGCAGGAUCCAGAAUAUUUGUGGAGGAGCCUAUUUAUGAUGAGUUUGUUCGCCGGAGCAUUGAACGAGCAAAGAAGUACAUUCUUGGGGAUCCUCUGUCGCCUGGCGUACAGCAAGGUCCUCAAAUUGAUAAGGAGCAGUUUCAAAAAAUCCUGGAUCUAAUUGAGAGUGGGAAAAAAGAAGGAGCCAAACUGGAAUGUGGAGGAGGUCCAUGGGGAAACAAGGGUUACUUCAUCCAGCCCACAGUUUUUUCUAAUGUUACGGAUGAUAUGCGCAUCGCCAAAGAAGAGAUAUUUGGACCUGUUCAACAAAUCAUGAAGUUUAAAACUAUAGAUGAAGUUAUCAAGAGGGCAAAUAACACUACCUAUGGCUUAGCAGCAGCAGUUUUUACCAAAGACAUUGAUAAAGCACUGACAUUUGCAGCUGCUCUUCAGGCUGGGACAGUGUGGGUUAACUGUUAUAGUGCAUUGUCCGCUCAGUGUCCUUUUGGAGGAUUUAAGAUGUCAGGAAAUGGAAGAGAACUGGGAGAAUACGGCCUUCAUGAAUACACUGAAGUUAAGACUGUCACAAUCAAGAUUCCACAAAAGAACUCAUAACUCUUCUUGAUGUGCAGAAUUUAGUUUCUUCAGAUGAAACUGAAGAAGCUAUUUGAAUUCUGAAAUGCUUUAUGUCCUGCAUUAUUCAUUAACCUUUUUGCUUUCUGAUUGUAAAAGAAAAGCUUGCUUACAUUAACAAUAUAAUAAAGUAGAAAAUUUAAUGUAAUUAACUAAGAAAGGGAAAAUUUCAUGUUUGGAAAAUGACUAACUUCUUUGAAAUGUUUGUUAAGGAUUAUUUUUAUUUUCAGUGGAAGCUCUUCAUAGUGUUAUGGAAAUGGUCCUUUUACUUUAUAUUUUGCAAGUACUGUUAGAAUUUGUGUGGUCUUGUAAAUGUUAGAUGGCAAGCUGUCUUUUCUUUGUGACCUUAAAAAAAGCACUUAUGAGUAACUAGCAGGUGAAUACUAUUUUGUUUCUUUCAAAAAUAAUAGACUUCUUCUAGAUAGCUUUCUACAACUGCUAAAUUCUUUCAUCAUACUGAGUACUACACAAAUGUAAUCUGGAUACUAUUAAAGAAUGAUAAAAUCCUACUUCAAAAAUGAAA